This is a messenger RNA of Racocetra fulgida, 5999 nucleotides long. NCBI's taxonomy places the organism in Eukaryota, Fungi, Glomeromycota, Glomeromycetes, Diversisporales, Gigasporaceae. The record is from the annotation of a GenBank genome assembly.
AAAUUCGGGAACGCAAUCGUAAAUUGACGUGGGAAUACUUUGCAGAACGCCGUGAUGAUCGACAUGCCUAUGUAAAAUUAUAUAAAGAAAAGCAACUUGAAAAAAUAACUCCAGAGUUAGAAGCUUUAGAGUGGAAACUUAGCUACGAAGAUAUCCUAUUUUAUAGGUCGAUUGCUAAAUCACAAUUGAAGAAGGAAAGAGCAUUAAUAGAACGACAACAACAAGUAAAAAGUAGUGGUUGGUUUGGUGGUUGGUGGUAUAGCGGACAAUCGUCAGGCUCUUCAGACGAUACUAUUUGGUCUGACGAACAGCUUCAAGAAUUGUAUGAAGCCAUCGAAUAUGACGAAUCAGAAGUAGCCCCAGCUGUUGAAUUGCCCAAAGAGUGGACAAAACUUUUAUUCAAGACAGAACUUAAGACUGGUUCAUUUGUAUUAAAGAAAGAUCCUCAUGGGAAGAGCACAGAAAUUUUAUCUUUAAUUUUUGAUACAGUGACCACAAAAUUCCUCCAACGACCUGAUUCUUUUCAGGCAGAAACUGCAUUAGGAAGCUUAAGCGUGCAUGAUGGUUCCACUGAGGGUACUUUAUAUCCACAAAUAGUGAGAGUGAAGGAAGAUUUUAUUACAAAACAGAAUGAAGGGGAUUUAGCAAAAUCCAAUCGUGCAAGUGAUAUUACUCAUGAUGAAUCACCGAAUAAUCCAUUCUUCCAGCUCGUAUUUGAACAUAAUCCUUUGGAUGGUCGCGCUGAUAAUGGUCUUUCGAUGAAAAUGAGACAUUUGGAAAUUGUUUAUAAUCAGAAUGCUAUAGAAGCUGUUACCGAGUUUUUCAGGCCUCCAGAACAACAAUUGGAGACUAUUACCGCUUUAAUCGAAGCGGCAAGUGAUACAUUUGAAGGACUCAAAGCACAAACAAGGGCUGUACUAGAAAUGAAAUUGGAGGAGCAUAAAACUAUUGAUGUUGAAGUUGAUAUGAAUGCUCCGAUUAUCAUCAUCCCUAAAAGCUGUACCAAACCAGAUACCGAAGUAAUCGUGCUAGAUUCUGGUCAUAUUAGAGUAGAAAGCAAGCUUGUUAGCAAAGCUGAUAAAGAAGAAAUACAUUCCAAGGCUAGGUCAAGCUAUAGUGAGGCUGAUUACAAACGAUUAGAAUCAUUAAUGUAUGAUCCUCAAAUUCGUGAUUCCGAUCCCAAAUAUGAUCUUCACGUAAUAGACCGAAUAAAUUUGCAAUUUCUUGUUGAAAUGUCAAUUUUACCACGGGCCUAUAACCUCACUAAGUUUCGAGUUUCUGGACAUUUGCCACUUUUAAAAACAAAUUUUUCUGACAGAAAAUACAAAAUAAUUAUGAGCAUUAUUGAAACUGUAACUUCAUCAUCGAGCUCAAAAGAAGAGCCUAAAAUAGAAACACCUGAAAUAAAUUUACCUGAAAAGAUGUCAGUAGCUAAAGCAGCUAACGAACUCCUAAAGGAUACCAAGAGCUCGAAAAGUAGAGGUUUAGAACGUACCAGACAUAUUGACAAUAAUGUGAUUGCUAAGUUAGGUUUGGGUAAAACCCAAGAUUUGGUAUUAAUUGAUAGUGAGAGUAGUGAUGAUGAUGCCCCAGAGGAACGUAAUGAAGAAUUUUUUGAUGCACAAGAUACAGACGUCUCAAGUACAGCAAAACUAAAUCAAAGAAUAUUUGAAUUUGAAUUCAGAGUGGAUAAAUUUUCAACUACACUUAAAAAAGCGGAUUCGGAUGUUGACAAACCAGAAGUUAUUCUAGUUGAUAUGGUUUUGGAGCAUUUUGGCCUGACUUAUGUACUUCGUCCGUUUGACAUGUCGGCAGAAGUGGUGCUUAAAUCUCUCAGCAUUGAAGACAAAAUGGAUACAGGAUCAGAAUUUAAACAUUUGGUUGCAUCUGAAGGAUAUGGCAAUGCUCAGGCUGAUGAUUCGAAAGAUCUUGUACAUGUCAAAUACACCAGAGUUGACACAAAGUCACCUGAAUAUAUGUCCAAACAUGAAGGAAUUAGCCAAAGUGUUGAUAUCGAGAUGUCGACCAUAAAUAUAAUUGUGACACGUAAAAGUUUAUUGACAUUAUAUAACUUUGUUUUGGACACAUUUACUUCUUCCGAACCGGCCCCCUCACAAUCAAGUGUAGAAACUGAAUCGCCUACUCUCCCGGAAUCUCAAAAGUCACAGGUAUCUCAAGCAUCGACAAUGCGUGUUAAAGUAAGACUCAGUAGUAUAAGAUUCAUUUUAAAUAAUGAUGGAGUCCGGCUCGCAACAGGAUUAUUGUAUCAUGCGGAUGUAGCAGUAUUGUUACGUCAAAAUACUAUUCGUGUUGCUGCUAGACUAGGAAGUUUUUCAUUAUCUGAUGAUAUGGCGGGACCGAAUAGUGAUGAAUCAUUACGACAAUUACUUACAUUACAAGGAGAAGAUUUGGCUGUUUUUCACUAUGAAACCUAUGAUGAAUCAGCACCUGGAUUUCCUGGUUAUGAUUCAUCGGUUUCUUUACGUACUGGAUCAGCAAAACUAACUUUUCUUGAGGAACCUAUUCGUCUUUUGCUCGAUUUCGGAAGUAAAUUUGCUCAAAUGAAAGGACUUUAUGAUUCCGCUCGUAGGGCGGCUGUAUCACAAGCUGUACAAUUGCAAGAGAAAGCUUCAAAGUUUCAUUUUGAAAUUAGUAUUCGCUCACCUAUUGUUGUAUUCCCCCACGAUGUUAAUACUAAGGAUAUGGUUAUCGCAAAUCUUGGUGAAUUUUCGGCAUCUAACGAAUUCGAACCAAAAGAUGGAAAUAAUAGUUAUAUUACUCGGAUCACAGCUGAACUCCAAAAAAUUAGUUUGACUUCUAAUUUUAUGACUCCAAAUUCUUCUACAGCACAAGUUCUCCAAAUUAUUAAUGAUGUAGAUAUUAAUUUUAAAAUGUCAUACGCGGAACAUACUGUAGGUUCAGAAGGGCCUGAUACGAAGAUAAUCGGCAAUAUGUCAGAUGUUCGAAUGAAUUUAACCGAAAGACAGUACAAGUUCUUGUAUGAACUUUCAAAUAGUGUUUCUCGAGCGUUUAGCGGCUCAAGCGAGCAACCUCCUACACCAGCGAGAAAUCAAACGAUUGAUUCUAUUCAAACUCCUCCAAGUAAACCAUCCAACACUUCCACUACUAAGGAGAUUUCUUCAAAAGUAGAAGUUGAAGGGAAUUCAUGGACAACAAUUAGUCUUGAUUUCGAAGUGAAUCAGAUCUAUUUGGAAAUUUUUACCGAUGAUGGAUCUGAAGAAAAGGCGUUAGAUGCUACAAGUUUGUCGAGAUUUUCACUUAAUCAAACCAAAGUCGAAUAUAGGAUGAAGAGUGAUAAUUCAAUGAAUGCAGAACUUCGAAUUCAAUCUUUCACUUUAAAUGACACACGUCCAAACAUUAAGAAUGUUUAUCGAGAAAUUUUACCUGCAGCUAAUGCGGGCAAACCACAAUUCGUUAUUGAACUUACGAUGUCUGGAGAUCCCGAUAAAAACAUUGUUGCUAUUGUUAAAGUUAUCAGUCCUAAAAUAAUUUUAACAUUGGAUCAUUUAUUCGCUACUCGUAACUAUUUCAUGAGUGCUUUUGAGUCAUCAACUCCAUCUAACGAGAACGCUACACAAGCUCAGUCUUCUGAAACUUCGCCUCCUUUGAAACCUCCAAGACCUAAAUCUCCGACAACAACCCAACCCCCGAUGUUACCACCAAGACCAGUAGCUGCAGAGCCAAAACCAACAACCACAUUGUGUUAUCAAGUGGAAAUCGAUUCUGCUGAAAUAAUAUUGUUGGCUAAUCCUCAUAUAGCUAGUAGUGAAGCAAUUGUCCUUUCUGCACAGAAAAUGGUUCUUACACAACAAAGCGCAAUGUUACUGACUGUUGAUAAAGUUGGGAUGUUUUUAUGUCAAAUGGAUAAAAGAGAAUCUACUCUCCUACGAUUCAUUGAUAACUUUGAUUUAGCAUUAACGAUGGAAACUAAAUCCCAAAAACCAGAACAACAACUCACAGACAUUAAUGUUAAUGUUGGUCCUCUCAUUUUGAGGGUGUCUUAUAGAGAUGUCCUUCUUAUUGUAUCUAUUGCUAAUAAAGUUUCAGAACUAUCUUCUCAACCUUCAUCUCCAACAAAGAAACCUGAACCAAUAGCCGAGACUUCUAUAAAUAAUAUGCAACCUAUUAGCUCACCAUCAAGGACAUUCAAUUAUAAUACUUUAACUAAAAAAGGCAGUAAUUCAUCCAAAAACCGGCCAAGUCCAGUUGUGACUAGAGAAUCGGUAAAAUUAAAAUGCGCAAGACUCAUUUUAAUUGGUGACGAACAUGACAUACCAAUGAUCGACGGCAGUUGUGACAAAAUUGAUAUCGAGAUUGUAGAUUGGUCGUCACAGCUUAGUGUUGAUGUCGCUGUUUCUACUUAUGUUAAUUAUUUUAAUCUUACCAAUUCGCAUUGGGAACCGUUGAUUGAGCCUUGGCAAUAUAAUGUUCAUGCUUUAAAACAAACGGUUCCAGAAAGUAUGGUAAUUGAUAUUACUUCAUUAAAAAGAUUAGAAGUAAAUAUUACCCAUAUUUUCCUGGAAACUAUGCUGACUACUCUUUCAAUAAUUAACCAAGUAUCUGAGCAUUUAUCGACCACUGCUAGGGGCUCCAGGGCACCAUAUAUAUUGAGGAAUAAAACUGGUUAUAAUAUGAACGUUUGGGCAAUUUCAUCUGAUGAUGCUAAGGACACUGAAUUAAAAGUAAUGAAUGAUGGUCAGGAAUUAGAUUGGAGGUUUGAUGAUUGGCGUAAAAUGCGUGAGGUUUGUAUUGCUUUGACAUGUGAAUUUAAGCUUUUACGUUCCAAUUGGGAAUGCAUUAAAGAUAUUCCUGUAGAUAGAGAAGGAGAGAACAUUUAUAUUUUACGUCCAAAAUUAAAUGAGGUUUAUCACCGAUUGGUGGUUGAUGUAAAACUAGAGAAUAAUAUUAAGUAUCCUUGCAUGGCCAUCAGUCUAAAUGCGCCGAUUCAAGUCGAAAAUUUGUUACCUUACGAUAUUGUGUUUCGAAUAAAUGAUAAUACUAUCAACCAAGAUUUGCCAGGAAAUCGGUUAGAAAAGGGACAAGUGACUUCGCUUCAUCUUAUUGAAUUAGGCCACUUAUUAUUGCUGAAGAUAGAAAAGAUAAUAGAUACAGGCGCGUUUAAGUUCAGUAUUUAUAGUCCUUACGUGAUGAUAAACAAAACUGGUCUGGAUAUGGCCUUCAGAUCAAAAUCUCUAUUUCAAUCUGCCAAGGAUGCAGCCGGUCAAGGUAAUAAUCAUUAUACUCUGUUAGCGCCAUAUAUGUUUUCUUACGCCGAUGAUAGUAAUCAAAAUCGCGCCCUUUUGAAACCUCAAAGCUUUGAGGCUGUUGGAACAUUCUUAGAAGUUGUGAUUCCAUCAACUUCAAAUGCGGAAGAAAUUCACAUAGGCGUGAGCGUCCAAGAAGGCCAUCAAAAAACAAUUGGUGCUAUGUUACCACAAUUCAACUUCAUGGUAGGUAAUCUUUUUGGCAUUCACCUUAAGUUAGAAAAAUCUGAUCAUGAACUUGAUUUAAUUCGAACUGAAGUCUUACUUGAAGACGCCACCAUAUUUGUAAUAUUCAACAAAGAAGAAGGAAUAUGGCCUUUUAGAGUCGAAAAUUACUCUGAUGUUGAAGUAGUCUUCUACCAGCAGGAGCCGAGUCGCCGUGAAAGUACACAGCCAUCUUCACCCAAAAAGUUUACUCUUAAACCCAAAAAUGCUUCUCCGUAUUCAUGGGAUUAUCCAGCUCUUAAAGAAAAAAGAUUGGUGUUAAAGGUUAACAACAAUGAGCGAGUAGUUAACAUUCAAGAAAUCGGGUCACUUGUGCCAUUUAAAUGCUCUGUAACUAUUCACAUUUUGGCUAUUGAAGUUGUGGCGGAUGGUCCCACACAGGUCUUACUGCUUUCUAAUUACAAUCAAUCUGAAAGUUUGUAUAGGCCAAAGGCAUCAUCAAUUGCAUCAUCAUCAAGUAACGAUAACUCUAGUCGAGAUGCCUUUGAA